Molecule: messenger RNA, 699 nt
Organism: Pieris napi
Lineage: Eukaryota; Metazoa; Arthropoda; Insecta; Lepidoptera; Pieridae
Gene: COX5A
Product: cytochrome c oxidase subunit 5A, mitochondrial
Exons: 2
Coding region: 90-548 (152 amino acids)
Biological process (GO): mitochondrial electron transport, cytochrome c to oxygen
Cellular component (GO): mitochondrial inner membrane
Source: RefSeq, a predicted model, not a curated record
CAAUUUCAUUUAGUCUAUGCUAUUUGCCAGUCGGUCCGGCAGCCAUAUUUUGUUAUCUUUCCUAAAGUUCCUGUGGAUUUUCCUUUAAAAUGUUAAAAUCGGCUUCGGGAACGUUGGUGAAUGUCCUUAGGAGGUCUUUGGUGCCAGCCACUAAUGUUUGUGGAGUACUCCCUGCUAGAAGGUCUCACGGAGGCCCAGUUGAAUCAGAUGAAGACUUCGACAGAAGAUAUGAAGCUUUCUUCAACAGAAAAGACAUUGAUGGGUGGGAAAUCCGCAAGGGCAUGAAUGACCUCUGUGGUAUGGAUUUGGUGCCUGAUCCCAAGAUUAUCAUUGCUGCUAUGCAUGCUUGCAGACGGGUUAAUGACUAUGCCCUGGCUGUAAGGUUUAUUGAGGCCUGCAAAGACAAAUGUGGAUCCAAAGUAAAUGAGAUUUACCCAUACAUAAUCCAAGAAAUUAAGCCAGCACUUUCAGAGCUGGGAAUUGAAACUCCAGAGGAACUUGGCUAUGACAAGCCAGAAUUAGCUUUACAAAAUGUGUUUGACAUGUAAGGUUACUGCUUAUAAGAUGUAGAAAAUAUUGUAUAAUAGUUUUGCUGUUACCUUUUGUUUUUAUUUAAUUAUGUAAAACAAACAUCAGAGUAUUUCAAUUUCCCCAGAUAAAAUCAACUGGCUUGUCUAAUGUAUUAAACAUUAGAAAUAG